Penicillium bovifimosum is the source of this 1791-nucleotide messenger RNA. Its product is annotated as WD40 repeat domain-containing protein. Gene Ontology annotation, biological process: anaphase-promoting complex-dependent catabolic process; positive regulation of ubiquitin protein ligase activity; positive regulation of anaphase-promoting complex-dependent catabolic process. The transcript is spliced from 2 exons. The record is from RefSeq and is a predicted model, not a curated record. Bases 1 to 1791 code for a protein of 596 amino acids. Gene Ontology annotation, molecular function: protein binding; ubiquitin ligase activator activity; anaphase-promoting complex binding. Lineage: Eukaryota; Fungi; Ascomycota; Eurotiomycetes; Eurotiales; Aspergillaceae. Gene Ontology annotation, cellular component: anaphase-promoting complex.
AUGGCUUCUGCUACUGCGUCCACUCCGGUGAAGACUCACCACGGGCUUUUCUCCUCCAAGACCGCUGGAGGCCGUAUGCCUCUGAGUCCUUCUCCCAACCCCCGCGCAAGCAGCAACGAAUCGCCUUUCACUCCUCCUCGCCAGUGUGAUGCUGCCCGCAGCCAAACCAAAUCAGUGUAUGGCGGCAAUCUCUCUGCCCACUUUGCCAAGUCAAUCUCGAAAGCAGCUCGCUCCACCCACCGUGACUCUCCCAAGAACAGCAAAUCCAAUAUUGCUCGCACUCGCAAGUCACCCAAACACUUGGAACUCGGAGUUUCGGACUGGACUUUGACCGGUACAAGUGCGACCACAGCCAACACGCCCUCCAAGGAACACAUCCGUCGUGAAAUUCCCACCCGCACUCGUGCUAGCAAGACAACCGUACGCAUUCCUCACAACGCUGCAGACCGUUUCAUCCCCAACCGGACUGCAAGUGAAGGUCUAGCCACUAGCGGGGCUGCGAAGCCAGACACGAAGCAGCGCCCCAAGAGUAGCACCGGUGACGGAUCAUCUGUACUUGCUUCAGCUGCCAGCGCUUUUGACAUUGGUACCCGUGGCUCCGACGAUGAUCUCGCUGCUGCUUUGGAGAACUUGGGUCUGGACGAUAACGAGCCCGCUACCUAUACUCGCCCAGCCCCCGAUGCCGUGGCCUACAAAUCAUCCUUGGCUGAAGCUUGUGGGCCUAUCGAUCUUCGUGCUCAAUACAACCGUCCCCUCCGCCCUGCCAAGUCCACAGCUGCUCAGUUCCGUCGCCGUGUUCAAACUGCCCCCGAGCGGGUCCUGGAUGCCCCAGGCCUUUUGGAUGACUACUAUCUUAACCUGCUCGACUGGAGCUCUGGCAACCAGGUUGCCAUUGGCCUUGAGCGCAAUGUGUAUGUCUGGUCUGCCGAGUCUGGCUCCGUCAACUGCCUUUUGGAAACCUCCCCCGAUACAUACGUGAGCAGUGUGAAGUGGAGUGGAGACGGUGCCUACGUUGGUGUUGGCUUGGGGACUGGCGAGGUCCAGAUCUGGGAUGUUGAAGAAGGUUCCAAGCUUCGUAGCAUGUACGGUCAUGACUCCCGCGUCGGUGUUAUGGGCUGGAACAAGCACACUUUGUCCACUGGAGCUCGCAGUGGUCUUGUUUACAACCACGAUGUACGCAUCGCUGAGCACAAGAUCGCCGAACUUGUCUCUCACACCUCAGAGGUCUGCGGUCUGGAGUGGCGGUCUGAUGGCGCUCAGCUCGCAACUGGUGGCAACGACAACCUCGUGAACAUCUGGGAUGCCCGCUCCUUGAGUGCCCCCAAGUUCACCAAGACCAACCACCGCGCCGCCGUCAAGGCCCUCAGCUGGUGCCCUUGGCAAUCUAACCUCCUCGCCACUGGCGGUGGUUCCUACGAUCGUCACAUCCACUUCUGGAACACCACCACGGGUGCCCGCACCAACAGCAUUGACACUGGCUCCCAGGUCACCUCCCUGCGUUGGAGCAACCACUACCGCGAGAUAGUCAGCUCUAGCGGCUUCCCUGAUAACUCACUCAGCAUCUGGAGCUACCCGACUCUGGUCCGCAACGUCGAAAUCCCUGCCCACGAGACUCGUGUCCUCCACAGCGCUAUCAGCCCCGAUGGACAGAUGCUCGCUACAACUGCCGCUGACGAGAGCUUGAAGUUCUGGAAGAUCUUCGAGCGCAAAGCUGGCAGCAGUGCGUCUGCCGCUCGUGAGGGUGGUGUCGGCAGCAAGGCUCAAAUGACCAAGUCCAUGACCAUCCGUUAA